GCACUCGAACCGCUAUUGCUCAGAGCUCAAACUCUUGAGUGAGCUCUUAACCAACUGAGCCACUUGGCAGACCCUUACAACUUACUCCACUUUUGAUGGACAUAAAGACUGUUUCCAGUUUUUUGCUAAUUAUGGACAGUGCUGUGAUGAAUAUUCUUGUACAUGUAUCCUGAUGCAUGUUUUCCUGAGGUUUAUGUAGGGAAGGUUUGGCUGGGCCACACCUCUUCACAUCUUCAGCAUUAACAGAUGAUGCCAAAUUGUUUUCCAUGGUGCAAGGUGGUUGCAUCAACCAUAACAAUUUACAAUCCCAACAGUAGUGUUUCAGUUGUUAGACAUCUUCACCAGUACUUGAUGAUUACAUUUUUUUCAAAUCAUUAAAACAGUAUCUCAUUGUAGUUUGAAAUGUAGUUUAAUGUGCAUUUCUAGGAUUUCUAAUGAUAUUGAACAUCAUGUUCUAUGUUUAUUGGCCAUUUCCUUUCUCUCGUUUGAAAAGUGUCUGUCUAUUCGAGUCAUUUGCCCAUGUUUCUUCUAUUGAUUUAUCUGUUUCUCGUUGAUUUGUAGCUCUUCAUAUGUCCUGGGCACUAAACCUUAGUCACUUUAACAAGUAUUUUGUUAAGCAGGAGUAUGUUUUAUUUAUCUGGCUAUUUAUCUGUUGAUCCUGGAGGUAGAGAGUACAAAAUUCUAAAUUAGACCAAUAAGGAUCCUUUAGGAUUACAACUUCGAUUUCCCUCCACAUCUGUCCCACAUCUCUCUCCACAUCUGUCAAAGUGCUGGAGGCACUUCAGUGAAAUUAAGAUUUUUCAAUGGCUGAGCGGGAAGGUUAUAGGCUAUUUUUGUUUUGCUUUGUUUCAUAAAGAACCAAUCACAAGACAGAAUGUCGAGUUGUCAGAUUUUGAUACCUCCAGAGGAGGGCGGGGACGCUUUGAGGUGAACUCGCGGCCCUCUUGUUGGUGACUGGCGCGGGAGAACCUGUUUCUUUUGCCCCAGGUGCUGCCUUGUGAUCUGCGCAGAUGCUGUGUCUCUCCAGGUUCACGGGAAGUUCUCCGAACUGAGGGCCAAGUUCCGUUGGUUUAAGUCCCUCCAGGCCUGGUACCCAGCCAAGCGCUCGGUUUCUUUACAGCUUUACCUAUAGCGCCCCAGAAAUGCAAGGUCCCGCCGCUGUGCUAGGAAUUACAGUCGGGUAGGCUGGAAUGCGCAGCACACCCGAGGUGGUAUUUUAGCUGUAGCCACAAGCCUCCUAUCCCCCUGUCUUCCCUGCUGAAGGAGUCUCUGGAGAACGUGUCCUGAGGGUGGGAAGUGGGGAGCCACUAAAAGCUUUAGAGAUGUCCCCAGAUGCGGUGGGCUGGACUUGGGGGCUUCAGCCGGGUCGCCGUUUGCUCCCUGCUCUGUUUCACUGGGACGCGAGCGGGCACAAGCAGGACUUUGGAAACUGUUACUGGAGGUGUUGCAAUAGGGGCGCAAGGUCAACACACGCGCUUGGCGCCGCGGCCUGUGGUAGCCCUCCGAGGCUGGUGGGCCACCCCCGCUUCCAGGCCUCGGGCGUCCGAGCGGCCCCCCACAACACGCAUUCUCUUCGCGGCUGGACCCGGGCAGAAGCCGCAGGUCACCCGGAGUCCUAGUGCGCUGCCCCGGGUUAGGGGCGGGUCCCGAAUAGCUGGGUGCAGGGGCGCGUCACGGGCACCAGUUCCUGAUUGGCCGCCGUUGCGGUCACCGGCCGGGCGCACUGGGAUUGGCACAGCCCGAGGCCAGAGCCGGAGUAACGGUACUCCGGACGCCGGGUUGCAGUUUGGGAGGCCGAGGGGGUGGCGUCGCCGUCGAGCCCAAAGCCCAAGGUGGGAGCCUGGCCGGGACCCGCGCACCAUGCCCUACCUGCUCAUCAGCACUCAAAUCCGCAUAGAGGCGGGCCCCACCAUGGUGGGCGAUGAGUACUCCGAUCCAGAGCUGAUGCGGCAUCUGGGGGCUUCAAAGAGAAGCGUCCUGGGAAACAACUUCUCUGAAUACUUCGUCAAUGACCCCCCUCGCAUAGUCCUGGACAAGCUGGAACGCAGGGGCUUCCGGGUGCUGAGCAUGACAGGGGUGGGCCAGACACUGGUGUGGUGCCUGCACAAGGAGUGACGCUCACACUGAGGAGCAGACAGGGCACCCCUUCUUUGAGUGGUUGCCAUGGGCCCCGAUCCCAAGCCCCUGUCUCACUCCCUGCCCUGUCCCUCUCUUCCUAAAUCAUUUUUCCUUGGCCCAGCACCACUGGGCAGUGAAGCCUGCCUCAGCAGGGGGUGGGAAGGGCCGGACCCCUUGUCCUGGUGCUCCCAAGUGCCCCUCCACCUUCUGGCCUGGCUGAGGGCGUUGGAGGAGGCCAUGUUCAUGGGUAGGCUGAGGGGUUGGCAAGAGCCAGGAGCAUGGCCCCUGGACUGGGCGGGUGGGUCUUGUGUAGCUGGUCCAAGCCAAUAAAGGGCUGCGAUGAGUGGUUGCUCCUCUGCACUGCA
Hipposideros armiger (great roundleaf bat) is the source of this 2483-nucleotide messenger RNA. It is a transcript of the gene GCHFR, whose product is annotated as GTP cyclohydrolase I feedback regulator. Gene Ontology annotation, cellular component: cytoplasm; nucleus. The transcript is spliced from 3 exons. The record is from RefSeq and is a predicted model, not a curated record. Gene Ontology annotation, molecular function: GTP cyclohydrolase binding. Gene Ontology annotation, biological process: negative regulation of biosynthetic process. Bases 1333 to 2115 code for a protein of 260 amino acids. Lineage: Eukaryota; Metazoa; Chordata; Mammalia; Chiroptera; Hipposideridae.